AUGGCUCCCAAAGUCACCGCCAACGCCGCUAAACAGGCUCUCAUACUUGCAUGGUUCCAUAAGACGGCGGUCGCACACAGCAUCAAGGACCUAGAGAAGGCUCUACCGUCCGUUGCCUCCAUCAAUGGUCUGCAGGUCAAGGACUAUCUGCAGGCGCUCUCCGACGACAACAAGAUCAGAGUCGAGAAGAUUGGGAGCGGCAACUGGUACUGGAGCUUUCCGAGCGAUGAAAAGAAGGCAAGAGAGGCUGCGCUUGAGAAAGCCCAGGAUGAGUAUAACAAGGCAUCUGCUAUCGCGGCGGACCUUCAGGCCAAGGUGGAUGAGGCUGGGGCUGCCCGUGAGGAGGACAGCGAGUUUCCCGCUGGUACUGGCGGCGAUCGUAAAACUCUCAUAACCCGCCAUGCCGAGCUGACCAAGGAGCUUGAGGUUUUGCGUAAAGAGCUCGCGGCCUACAGUGAACAUGACCCAGUCGAGAUGGAAAGGAAGAGCUUGGAGACUCGGAAGUUCAGAGACGAUGCUGAGAAGUAUACUGAUCACAUCCUCAGCAUGGAGGGCUGGCUCAAGGAACAGAUGGGUGGCGAUAGAGAACAGAUGGCGAAUAUCAUGCGUGAGUGCUAUGGGGAUGAGUUUGAUGAAGAGGAGGGUGGAUUACGUGAGCUGUGA
Messenger RNA from Westerdykella ornata, 663 nucleotides. RefSeq names its product meiotic nuclear division protein 1. Bases 1 to 663 code for a protein of 220 amino acids. The record is from RefSeq and is a predicted model, not a curated record. The transcript has 3 exons. Gene Ontology annotation, biological process: reciprocal meiotic recombination. Gene Ontology annotation, molecular function: double-stranded DNA binding. NCBI's taxonomy places the organism in Eukaryota, Fungi, Ascomycota, Dothideomycetes, Pleosporales, Sporormiaceae.